UUAUAAUCCCUUAGAGAAGCUUAGCUUUCUUGCUGUAGGGGUGAUUGUCAUGGGCAAAUCUUGCUUUGGUUUUGCCAUUUCUUGAGGAUAAUUUUCACAACCAACUCUCCCCUAUUUCUUGCCUGUCUUCUGUUCCUCUCUAGUAAACUUCUCUUAUAUAGUUUUAGCUCAUGAAACCUACUUUACCCCACAAUUUGCCUUAUAAUUUUGGUUAUGCCUGAUAUUGAUUUCCACCCUAAACCCAUGAAGCUCUUUGGCUUCAACAUCGUCGAAAGCACCGCCGACGAUUCAACCAAGCCUCUCGCAGGAUUCCCGGAACUCGAACCGGAUGCUCAAAAAUACGAGUGCCAAUACUGUUGCAGGGAGUUUGCCAACUCUCAAGCCCUAGGAGGUCACCAAAAUGCUCACAAGAAGGAAAGGCGGCUACUAAAACGAGCUCAAAUAAUAGCUGCUACCCGGAAUUCCAUGAUAUCGGCUUUUACGCGUCCGUCGCACCUCUUUUCCGCGUCGAUGCUUCCGGCACCGCCGCAGUAUCGUUCUUCAUUUUACAUGCCAGGUGGAGGAGGAGGUGCCCCGUUGCGUAUGUUGCAUGGUGGCAAGUACCAUUGUGGGCCGCGUUUAUAUACAGGAGAAGGAAGGGAGACCAUGGCAGCUGCGUUGUCCGGUGAUGUUCGGGAUCAUACCAGAGUUUUUCCGAUGGGGCAAUUCAGAGAAGACGAUGGUGGGGCUAAGGUUGAUAAUGGAUUAGGUCUUGAUUUACAUCUUAGUCUUGGAUCGUCCGUGCCAUAAAAUAAAAACCAUUAUACGGCCUUACAACAAGUUUAAAUUUUAUAGAAUUGAAGUUGUUAAAUGUAAGCUGUCUUGUUAUCAUCUAAUAUUUUAUUGAUCACUGUGAACUUUUUAUUUUCU
This is a messenger RNA of Hibiscus syriacus, 909 nucleotides long. Its product is annotated as zinc finger protein 6-like. NCBI's taxonomy places the organism in Eukaryota, Viridiplantae, Streptophyta, Magnoliopsida, Malvales, Malvaceae. Gene Ontology annotation, biological process: trichome differentiation; cytokinin-activated signaling pathway; trichome morphogenesis. The transcript has a single exon. Gene Ontology annotation, molecular function: transcription cis-regulatory region binding; DNA-binding transcription factor activity. The coding region runs from base 214 to 789 and encodes 191 amino acids. The record is from RefSeq and is a predicted model, not a curated record. Gene Ontology annotation, cellular component: nucleus.